AUGUCGCCUCCUGUAGGGACACUCGUUCAUGAGCUGGGCCGUAACUGGCUGGGCAAGGCGGAUAUUGCGGUGCAGACGAUUCUGCUAGCAUUUGGUUUUGUUGUGGUUGGGCUGCGGUUAUGGUCUCGUCGAUUACAGGGAACUUCCUGGCAAGGGAGUGACUGGAUGAUAGUUGCGGCGACGAUCUUUAUGGUCGGUCGCUAUAGUGUGGAGCUUGUUUUGAUCUUACUUUGUGGAAUGGGCUUGCAUACAGAUGAGGUUGCGAGUAUCGGGGGCCCAGAUCUCUUCGUCCAGUUCGACCAGCUCACAUACGCCGGUGAUAUCCUCUGGAUCACGAUAGUUGCCUUGAUUCAACUAUCGAUUCUACAUUAUUAUCUCCGGAGAUUCCCACAUCGAAUUAUCAUGUGGCCAACUUAUAUCACCAUGGGCCUGUGUACGGCACUGUGGAUUGCAAGCACAUUUGCUACCGCAUUCUUCUGCACUCCGCCGAAGAAGAUAUGGUUGUCCGAUGUGCAAGGUCAUUGCGGUAACCGCAAAAUGCUACAUUUGGGCUCUUCCGUUUCCGAGAUGAUUCUCCACGGAGUGAUUCUUCUGCUUCCAAUUCCCGUUACACGGGAUAUGAUACUUUCUCGAGCCAGAAAGGUCGCGCUGGGUUGCAUAUACUUUCUAGGAAUUGUCAUCAUCGUAAUCUCCGCAGUCCGAAUCAAAGUCGAAUUCGACCUGGACCCAGAAGAUCCAACCUACGGUUCAGCGCGAAAAUCCCUCUUCACAAGCGUUGUCCCUCUUUUAGGCAUCAUCGCCGCAUGCCUACCAAUACUACCGCCCGCAAUUCAGAGAGUCUUUGGGGCUUCACUUUUCUCAUCAACGGCGGACGGUAUCGCUACUAGUCCAGUGUCUUCGGGGUACUGGAAGACUACAGUGUUGUCGAAACGACAAAUGGAAGAACUCGAAAUACCAUUGGUCACUGUUACGAUGCCUCCGAUGGCGAAAAAGCUUAGUGAGCUGGCUCACGGGCAGAUCAAAAUUACUUCAGACUGGGAGAUUCACUCGGCGCGGAAUUCGGCGCGGCUGGAACGCGAUUCCAUACGUCGGGCGUGA
Messenger RNA from Penicillium cataractarum, 1098 nucleotides. RefSeq lists its product as uncharacterized. Lineage: Eukaryota; Fungi; Ascomycota; Eurotiomycetes; Eurotiales; Aspergillaceae. The transcript has 4 exons. The record is from RefSeq and is a predicted model, not a curated record. The coding region runs from base 1 to 1098 and encodes 365 amino acids.